AACAAGGUGCGGCUAAGAUGAGUUGUUUCCCAAUCGGUGUGUCCCCAAGGUCGUGGCUCUUCAACUCCUGCACAUAGGCAUUCCAUUUGCGAAGCUCGUGCGAAGUGCUUCACAGUCAAACAUGGGGAAGACUUUUGUGAUUCUUACGUGCCUUUGCGCAGUUGCAUACGCACAGUUCGGUCAAUUCCAAUCACGGACAACAGCGCAAACUAGGCAACAACAGCAACAGAGUGCUUUCGGAAACCAAAACCUAUACAGAGAUAGCCAAGGUCAAUAUCAACAGAACCAGAAUCAGUAUCAACAGAAUCAGUAUCAACAGUCUCAACAGCAGUCCGCCCCUAGACAGAGUGCUGGUUCCUGUAGGGAGAGCAAUGAAAGAUACCCAGUUUCUGGUAGCUGUGAUAGAUACAUCGAAUGCAUUAAUGGAACUUCCGAAGAAAAGCUGUGCCCUGAUGGACUCCUCUUCAACCCCAAUGUGAACUUCAACGUCUACCCGUGCCAGUACCCCAACGAAGUCCAAUGCCUUGAGAGGUCAUCUCUGCAACCGGCCCAGCCGACAGAGGAUUGUCCUCACCAGUUCGGCUACUACAAGCUCGGAGACGCCCGCAACUGCAGUGGCUUCAGGAACUGUGUCAACGGCGUGGGCUAUGACUUCACCUGCCCCGAGGGACUCGCGUGGAGCUCCGAAACUUACCGCUGCGAAUGGCCCGACACCGUUGCUGAUUGUGAUGCUGAAGCUUUCCUCGGUUUCCGAUGCCCUGAGGUGCCACAAUCCAGGGAACUAGGCCCACCUGCUGGCUUCAGAUUUUACAGGUCGGAUGUGAACUGCCAGAAAUAUUUCCUGUGCAUCGAAGGUCGUCCCCGUGCUCUGAGCUGCGGUGGUGACUCUGCCUUCGACGACCUCACGUCCACCUGCGUGUCCGCCGAGGAGGUCGCCGCCUGUCCCCAGGAACUACGCGCCGCGGCUGCUCAAGCCCGCGCAGAGGAGAAACAGCGCCUGGCGAAAGAAAUAGAAUUCUACUCCAAACCUAACCCGUUCCAGAAGAGGAAAUUCUAAUCGACUAACCAAUAGCAAAGCUAAUCGCGGCGUUAUGCCUCAAUCAUACUAGCGGUUUUCUGUUUACGGGAUAUCUUAGUUUAGAUAUCUAUUGUGAAUUUGCUUCGGAUAGUAUUUACUCCUUAGCGGAGUUGUCCAUCCCAACACUCACAAACGCUAGUAUAGUCACGGCUUUAUUGCCUAGAAGGAAAAUUUAUGUACUUAUGUUUUUUAAAAGCAUGUUUGCCAUCUUGUACCUGUCUCCUUAAGUUUUACAAACAAUCAAGAAACAAAAAUAUCAAUUUCAGACUUAAGUAUUGAAAAGAUAAGACAGAAAAACCUGUUUUAAUUUUAAAGUAUUCGACACGGAGUUAAAAUUAUGUUAUUAAAUACUUGUAUAUUCUGCGCGCGUCUUUUAGCAAAUAUUAAACUUUUAAAUGUUAAAGAACAUCAGUAGGUUUUUAAAUGAAUAGAUCCAAUGGUCUCCUUGGAUGAAUUACGUGAGAUUAAUAAAACAUUCUGCUAGUCUUGUUGAGUCAAUAUUUUUAAAAAAGUUUGUUCUUUGCAAGUCUAUAUACGUAUAUAACUUUAUAUAUACCUACCUUUUAUUAUUAUAUCACUGUUUAAAUUAUAUUUCACUACUUAUGUUUAUUACUUAUGACACUUUAAACAUCUUGAUUACUUGUUACAUCGCCGAAUGUUAGAAUAAAAAUGUGACAAGUCAACUUGAUUAUUAGAUUUGUGGUAGUUUUGGUAUCAAACUGUUAUUAUUAUUAAU
This is a messenger RNA of Pectinophora gossypiella (pink bollworm), 1814 nucleotides long. RefSeq names its product protein obstructor-E-like. Gene Ontology annotation, cellular component: extracellular region. The transcript is spliced from 6 exons. Gene Ontology annotation, molecular function: chitin binding. The record is from RefSeq and is a predicted model, not a curated record. Lineage: Eukaryota; Metazoa; Arthropoda; Insecta; Lepidoptera; Gelechiidae. The coding region runs from base 122 to 1057 and encodes 311 amino acids.